CAUAGAAAGUACACCAUCACCAACCGUUCUGCGUAUUUUAUAAACAACCUUCCGUGCAAUCCGCAUAAGCACUUAAUCAGAGAAAUUGUGACUAACUUUAUGCGGCCAGAACAAUAUAAAUUUUUAAUGAACUUUUCACAGAUUAGAAUUUCUAUCGAAUAUGGAGACGGAGCUAACUAUGUUUUGAAAUAUAUCAAAGAUAUUGAUAUACUGUUAGCUACUAAGUUCAGUCUUGAUAGAAAUAACUACAAUUUUUUCCUGGAUGCUAUUAUUGAAAAUAAUUAUUCGAUUAAAGAAUUAGUCAUUUCUGACAACAUCUUUGCAAAUUUUUCAUUGGAUAUAAUCCCAAAGUUAAAGGGAUUAGAAAUAUUGAUUAUAUCUUCAUUUACCCAGGAAGUACUCGAUAGCCUCCAUGAAUUUGGUGUUUCCAAAUUACAACUCAAAAAAUUGGUUUUGAAAAACUGUAAAAUCCCCGAUGAAUCAACAUGUGAGUAUUUGUUCUAUAUUGGUGUAAAUGAACUAUUCGAUCUUGAAUGUAUCCAAACAUUCGGUUAUAGUUCGAGAUGUGAUUCGCUAUUUCCGUCAUUAACGAUGAUAGUGAAGAAGUUACGUAAUCUCAAACACCUAGAUCUCUAUUAUCACAAGAACUAUUAUGCUGCUCUAGUUCCUCCUCAGAAUAGUUUGACGUCCUUGUGUUUAAAUGAUUAUUCAAACGGUUCAAAUUCGAUUCUUGUUAGGAAUGAGAUUAUUGCAAUUCUUUAUAACCAAGAAAGAUCAUUAACCAGGAUAUGUUUGCUGAAUGAUAACUAUAGAAAUUUUAAGCGUGAUGCCGAGAUAGAUCGGGUAUACCGACAAUUUAGAAGGGAGGAUAAUGAUCCUCGAGUUU
Molecule: messenger RNA, 886 nt
Organism: Spathaspora passalidarum NRRL Y-27907
Lineage: Eukaryota; Fungi; Ascomycota; Pichiomycetes; Serinales; Debaryomycetaceae
Exons: 1
Source: RefSeq, a predicted model, not a curated record